CCCAGGCUGAGAGUAGCUGCUGUUUCUGAGAGGACGAUUCGUAAGGAGGCCCCUGGUGCGGUUUCCCUUUGCUGUUCCCUCUGCGGGCCCUGGCCGUACUUCAGCGGUGUCUAGAGCGUGGUCCGUUCUCGUCUACCUGCCUGCCUUUCUGCAGAGGUAACUGUGGUUGGCCCAGUAGUCGGCUGUCGAAAGUGCCGGCCCCGGCGCCGGCGCCGGCUGCAGCCGGGUGGGAAGGCUCAAGAUGGCGUGCCUGUUGGAGACCCCAAUCCGCAUGAGCGUCCUUUCGGAAGUAACAGCUAGCAGUCGCCACUAUGUUGACAGGCUAUUUGACCCUGAUCCCCAGAAAGUUCUACAAGGUGUCAUAGACAUGAAAAAUGCUGUAAUUGGAAACAACAAGCAGAAAGCCAACCUCAUUGUUCUAGGAGCUGUUCCAAGAUUAUUGUACUUGCUUCAGCAAGAAACCUCAAGCACAGAGUUGAAAACUGAAUGUGCAGUGGUAUUGGGAAGUCUUGCUAUGGGUACUGAAAACAAUGUUAAGUCUCUACUCGAUUGCCAUAUUAUCCCUGCCUUACUGCAAGGACUACUGUCCCCAGACCUGAAGUUCAUUGAAGCUUGCCUCCGAUGCCUGCGCACCAUCUUCACCAGUCCCGUUACUCCAGAGGAACUACUGUAUACAGAUGCCACAGUGAUACCGCAUCUCAUGGCGCUGCUUAGCAGGUCCCGCUAUACCCAGGAGUACAUCUGUCAGAUCUUCUCACACUGCUGUAAAGGUCCAGAUCAUCAAACAAUUUUAUUUAAUCAUGGUGCAGUUCAGAAUAUUGCUCACCUACUAACCUCAGUAUCUUACAAAGUUCGAAUGCAGGCACUGAAAUGCUUCUCAGUUUUAGCUUUUGAAAACCCCCAGGUAUCGAUGACCCUGGUAAAUGUUUUGGUUGAUGGAGAAUUGUUACCACAAAUUUUUGUGAAGAUGUUACAGAGGGAUAAGCCCAUUGAAAUGCAGCUCACAUCAGCAAAAUGUUUAACUUACAUGUGUAGAGCUGGAGCAAUUCGGACAGAUGACAACUGUAUUGUAUUAAAGACAUUGCCUUGUUUGGUUCGAAUGUGCAGUAAGGAGAGGUUACUAGAGGAGAGAGUUGAAGGAGCUGAGACACUCGCCUAUCUGAUUGAACCAGAUGUUGAGCUACAGAGAAUUGCUAGCAUUACUGAUCACCUCAUUGCCAUGCUUGCUGAUUAUUUCAAGUAUCCCAGCUCUGUGAGUGCCAUCACUGAUAUUAAAAGGCUUGAUCAUGACUUAAAGCAUGCUCACGAACUUCGCCAGGCUGCAUUCAAGCUCUAUGCCUCUCUCGGAGCAAACGAUGAAGACAUCCGGAAGAAGAUCAUUGAGACUGAAAAUAUGAUGGACCGAAUUGUGACUGGCUUGUCUGAGUCUAGUGUCAAGGUGCGGUUAGCUGCCGUCAGAUGUUUGCACAGUUUAUCUAGAUCUGUGCAGCAGCUUCGAACCAGUUUCCAGGAUCACGCCGUGUGGAAACCUUUAAUGAAGGUUUUACAAAAUGCACCAGAUGAAAUCCUAGUAGUAGCAUCUUCCAUGUUAUGUAACCUUCUUCUUGAAUUUUCUCCAAGCAAAGAGCCAAUUUUAGAAUCGGGAGCUGUAGAGCUACUUUGUGGAUUAACCCAAAGUGAAAAUCCUGCUUUACGAGUGAAUGGAAUUUGGGCUUUAAUGAAUAUGGCAUUUCAGGCUGAACAAAAAAUAAAAGCAGAUAUUUUACGAAGCUUGAGUACUGAACAGCUAUUCCGGUUAUUAUCAGAUUCAGAUUUGAAUGUGCUGAUGAAGACAUUGGGCCUUCUUAGAAAUCUCCUCUCUACUCGCCCACACAUAGAUAAAAUAAUGAGUACUCAUGGAAAGCAAAUUAUGCAAGCUGUCACCCUUAUUUUGGAAGGGGAACAUAACAUUGAGGUCAAAGAGCAGACACUGUGCAUCCUAGCCAACAUAGCAGAUGGGACAACGGCAAAAGAACUUAUUAUGACCAAUGAUGACAUCCUGCAGAAAAUCAAGUAUUACAUGGGUCAUUCACAUGUCAAAUUGCAGCUUGCUGCUAUGUUUUGUAUAUCAAACCUCAUAUGGAAUGAAGAGGAAGGCUCACAAGAACGCCAGGAUAAAUUACGAGACAUGGGCAUCGUAGAUAUUCUGCACAAACUGAGUCAGUCACCAGAUUCAAAUCUUUGUGACAAGGCAAAGAUGGCACUGCAGCAGUACCUGGCGUGAUGGGAACGCCCUGGGCGCCUGCGAGCAUCCCACAUCCUUGUUAAAGGAAGUACAGGAACUAGCCUCAUUUGAUUCCUUCUAUUUGCACAAGUCACCUUGGACUGCAGGGAGCUGUUUUGCAAAAGCAAUUUGGUAGGCUUAGAUCUCAAAUUCACCUUGAGAACAUUUUUUUGAGGUAAUAAUUUCCUCAGAGGACUAUUGUGUUUUGUUUUGUUUCUGAGCUACCUGGACUCUUUAUUAGAACAAUCAAUUAUUUUCCUUUGGACCUACAAUUUUUUGCCUAUGCUGCAGCCACUUUGUGAGUGAGAAUGGCUGUGUGUGUGUGUGCGCGCGUGCGUGCAUGUGGGUCAGGAUGAAUGGACGUGUGUGUGUGAGGGAUACCUCAAAGUUUUCUUUUCUUAUUUUGUGUGAAAAUCUCUUUUCUACAGAUUUUCCAGGGUUUAAGCAUUGCUUGCUGUAUAAAAAUCUUUACUGAAUUAUAUACAGUUUGAAUGAAAUGUUAUUUUAAAAACAAAACGAUUGUUAAGUGUUCCAUAAAGGUUAUGUUGAAUUUUGGUCAGAUGAAUAUUUGUAAGUAAAAAAUAUAUGCAUUUCUGAACCUCAA
Messenger RNA from Balaenoptera ricei (Rice's whale), 2867 nucleotides. It is a transcript of the gene ARMC8, whose product is annotated as armadillo repeat containing 8. Gene Ontology annotation, biological process: proteasome-mediated ubiquitin-dependent protein catabolic process. Gene Ontology annotation, cellular component: GID complex. The transcript has 22 exons. Lineage: Eukaryota; Metazoa; Chordata; Mammalia; Artiodactyla; Balaenopteridae. The coding region runs from base 242 to 2263 and encodes 673 amino acids. The record is from RefSeq and is a predicted model, not a curated record. Gene Ontology annotation, molecular function: protein binding.